This is a messenger RNA of Penicilliopsis zonata CBS 506.65, 2162 nucleotides long. RefSeq lists its product as hypothetical. NCBI's taxonomy places the organism in Eukaryota, Fungi, Ascomycota, Eurotiomycetes, Eurotiales, Aspergillaceae. Bases 392 to 2134 code for a protein of 580 amino acids. The transcript has 6 exons. Gene Ontology annotation, molecular function: transmembrane transporter activity. Gene Ontology annotation, biological process: transmembrane transport. The record is from RefSeq and is a predicted model, not a curated record.
GGGAGGAAACAGGAAUAAAGACACUCUGCUCUCCCUGAAGAAAGCAUAGAGAAGACAUCCACUAUGUGCUUACUCUUGUCUCUUGAUAUAAUCUUUGGAUCACUACAAACUAUUUUUUGUCCUUCCUGGGUUGAGAGACUGCCUACAUCAGGGACCUAUAUUUCUGUGUACUGACCAUUGAUACUACUGAAGAAGUAUUAUUUUCUGCUAGUUUUCAUGAUAACCUUGCUUUUCUCUCCCUCUGCCUGUCUCUUGUUGAAAUACCUCUUUUAUACACUCAUCUCAGCUCUCCCGGAAGCAUCUGCAUAGUAGUCGGCAGCACUGUACUUGACUCAACAACUCGACACGGUACGACAGUAGGCCACCCGAUAGCGACUGAUUCCCAUGCACCAUGCCGUUCAAUCCAUUCAAGAGUCACGAUCGCAGUGAUUUCCCCGGCGUCGUGGUGCCCAUCACCAGCUUCCCUGCGCACCGACCUCACUCCCCGGCUCAUGCCCACACAGGCUCUGACAGUGAGAAAAAGAGUACCGACGACGCCAGGAGCGAGGCAGCUGCCUCGCUGCCAGAGUGCGGCCAGAUGCUCUCCGUAAAGGCUCUGCGUGCCGAGGUCGAGUCGGACAUUGCUACCUCGGGGCAUGACUCUGCCUAUGAUCGUAAAGCAAAGGUGAUCAACCGGGCGAUCCAGGACAUCGGAAUGGGUCGGUAUCAGUGGGAGCUGUUUGUCCUCUGUGGAUUUGGAUGGCUGGCAGAUAAUCUAUGGCUGCAGGGAGUCGCCUUGACCCUCCCCCAGCUCGAACUCGAGUUCGGCGUGUCGGAGUCGCGCGUCCGAUUCACCACCUGCGCCCUCUUCCUCGGUCUGUGCUUGGGGGCUUCGUUUUGGGGCACUGCUUCGGACAUUAUCGGUCGUCGCUUGGCCUUCAACAUGACCCUGUUCAUCUGUGGAACAUUUGGUCUGGCGGCGGGGGGCAGUCCAACAUGGAUCGGAGUCUGCGCCCUGUUCUCCUGUAUGGGUCUUGGAGUCGGUGGGAAUCUUCCAGUGGAUGGAGCGCUUUUCCUGGAAUUUCUCCCCUUUGCUUCGGGCAAUCUUCUGACUAUGCUGAGUGUGUGGUGGCCUGUUGGCCAGCUCAUAGCAAGUCUUCUCGCCUGGGCCUAUAUCCCCAACUACACAUGUGCCAGCAACCUUCCCUCCUGCCACAAGGUGGCUGCGGGAGUCGCCUGCUGUAGCAAGCAGGACAACAUGGGCUGGCGGUACCUGGUCUUGACGCUCGGCGCGCUGACCUUCACCAUGUUUCUAUGCCGCUUCGUCCUCUUCCACCUGUACGAGUCGCCCAAGUUCCUGCUCUCUCGCGGCCGGCAGGAUGAGGCUGUUGCGGCCGUGCACGGCAUUGCGUACAAGAACAAAGCCACUACGUGGUUGACGGUCAACAUCCUCAACGAGAUCGGUGGAUAUCCCGAGGAGACGCCGAACCAGACGCUGUCCACCAUGCAGAUCGUCCGGCGGUCGGUGUCCAAGUUCUCCUUUGAGCGUGUCGGACCUCUCUUUGCCACGAAACGACUCGGGUUUACCACCAUCCUUCUCUGGUUCUGCUGGGCGACCAUCGGAAUGGGCUACCCGCUCUUCAAUGCCUUCCUGCCCCAAUAUUUGAGCAAAUCCGGCAACGGAGGCACGACGUCGACCUACAUUGUCUACCGCAACUACGCCAUCACCUCGGUCGUGGGCCUCCCCGGAUCCAUCCUGGCCUGUUUUCUCGUCGACAUGCGCUACCUCGGCCGGAAGGGGACCAUGGCCAUCGCCACGCUGAUCACGGGAAUCAUACUCUUCUGUUUCACGGCCUCCACCAACUCCAACACCCAGCUCGUCUGUUCCUCGCUCGAGGCCUUCUUCCAGAAUAUCAUGUACGGCGUCCUCUACGCAUACACCCCCGAGGUCUUCCCCGCCCCCAACAGGGGCACCGGCACAGGCAUCGCCAGCUGUCUCAAUCGCAUCACUGGCCUGUGUGCGCCCCUCGUCGCCAUCUACGGCGCCAAUGCAAAUCCCAAUGCGCCCAUCUAUGCUUCGGGGGGUUUGAUUCUUGCGGCCUUUGUCGCCAUGUGUCUUCUCCCGAUUGAGACCAGGGGCAAGCAAACUUUGUGAUAGCCCUUGACUAUAUACUGGGUUGAGC